Messenger RNA from Nycticebus coucang (slow loris), 5069 nucleotides. RefSeq names its product protein phosphatase 4 regulatory subunit 2 (gene PPP4R2). Lineage: Eukaryota; Metazoa; Chordata; Mammalia; Primates; Lorisidae. Bases 277 to 1530 code for a protein of 417 amino acids. Gene Ontology annotation, molecular function: protein phosphatase regulator activity. Gene Ontology annotation, biological process: protein dephosphorylation. The transcript is spliced from 9 exons. The record is from RefSeq and is a predicted model, not a curated record. Gene Ontology annotation, cellular component: protein phosphatase 4 complex; nucleus; cytoplasm.
GCGCGGCGGGCGCGAGGACGGCGGCGGGGAGCGUGCGCGCGGUGACGUGCGGGCGCCAUGUUGGAGGGCUGGUGGUAGCGGCUCGGGGAGGUGCUCGCUCUCUCGGUCUCGUUCUCUCGCUCGCUUCCCCCGGCUCCCUUCGUUCCCCCCCCCGGUCGCCUGCGUGCCGGAGUGUGUGCGAGGGAGGGGGAGGGCGUCGGGGGGGUGGGGGGAGGCGUUCCGGUCCCCGGGAGACCCGCGGAGGGAGGCGGAGGCUGCGAGGGACUCCGGGAAGCCAUGGACGUCGAGCGGCUGCAGGAGGCGCUGAAAGAUUUUGAGAAGAGGGGGAAAAAGGAAGUUUGUCCUGUCCUGGAUCAGUUUCUUUGUCAUGUAGCCAAGACUGGAGAAACAAUGAUUCAGUGGUCCCAAUUUAAAGGCUAUUUUAUUUUCAAACUGGAGAAAGUGAUGGAUGAUUUUAGAACUUCUGCUCCUGAACCAAGAGGUCCUCCCAACCCUAAUGUUGAAUAUAUUCCCUUUGAUGAAAUGAAGGAAAGAAUACUGAAAAUUGUCACUGGAUUUAAUGGUAUCCCUUUUACUAUUCAGCGACUAUGUGAAUUGCUGACAGAUCCAAGGAGAAACUAUACAGGAACAGACAAAUUCCUCAGAGGAGUAGAAAAGAAUGUGAUGGUUGUUAGCUGUGUUUAUCCUUCUUCAGAGAAAAACAGUUCUAAUAGUUUAAAUCGAAUGAAUGGUGUUAUGUUUCCUGGCAGUUCACCAAGCUACACUGAGAGGUCUAAUAUAAAUGGGCCUGGAACACCCAGGCCACUUAACAGACCAAAGGUUUGUUUGUCAGCCCCCAUGACAACAAAUGGUUUACCUGAGAGCACAGACAGCAAAGAGUCAAACUUACAGCCAAAUGAAGAGAAAAAUCACAGUGACUUUUCGACAUCUGAAUCAGAAGUUUCCUCAUUGAGCCCUAUAAAAAAUAAACAUCCAGAUGAAGAUGCUGUGGAAGCUGAGGGGCAUGAGGUAAAAAGACUCAGAUUUGACAAAGAAAGUGAAGUCAGAGAAAUGGCCAGUCAAACAACUGCCGGGGAAAGUUCCUCAGUUACGGUAGAAGAAACAGAAACAUCAUCUUCAUCUCAGGAUAAAGACAAAGAAAGUAGUUGUACCAGACAGCGUUGUACAGAAGACGAUGAAGAAGAGGAUGAAGACGAAGAAGAAGAGUCUUUUAUGACAUCAAGAGAAAUGAUUCCUGAAAGAAAAAAUCAAGAAAAAGAGUCUGAUGAUGCCUUAACUGUGAAUGAAGAGACUUCUGAGGAAAAUAAUCAAACGGAGGAAUCUGAUCUGUCUGAAGCUGAGAAAGAUUUACUACAUUCUGAAGGUAGUGAAAACACAGGCCCUGUAAGUAGUAGUUCUUCUGACUGCCAUGAAACAGAAGAAUUAAUAGGAUCCAAUUCCAGUAAAACUGGAGAGAUUUUUUCAGAAUCAUCCAUCGAAAAUGAUGAUGAAGCUACAGAAGUCACAGAUGAACCAAUGGAACAAGACUAACUAUUUAGAAACAUUUUAGAUGCAGUAUUUUACAUACAGUUCUGGUUUUAACACUGUAUAAAACUUUUCUGUAAAAGUGGACCUUAGUUUUACAAGAGAAGCAGGGUGUAAAAUAAAGAGUUGGACAUGUAAGAACUGUGAAUAUCAGCUCCUCUGGGUCCUGCUUACCGCUGACUUCUUUUUGGUUUGGUCAAAUCAGUGGUUUGUGUAUAGAUUUUUUUUUUUUUAAUUUAGAAUUAAAGUUUUUAAACUGGAAAGUAAUAAUUAUAAUUUUGAAAAUUUUUUGGGAUUAUCACAUUUAGUUUAAACAUAUGCAAGAAAACUUUUUUGUCUUGUCUCUUUCUGACAGCUCUAGCAAUUUUCAUAUUUCAGUCAUAGUUUCAGCAUUUUAACAUGUGAAUUAUAGGGUUUCAUGCUGGUUUCCAGAUUUUAUUGUUUGUGUACAAGGGAACUUUACGUCAUAUAUACAUAUAUAUAUAAUAUUCUAAGGGGGGAAAUGUUAUAUUUUUCUGUUUCUAUAAGAGAUGAAUACAAUGGAUACUUUUUCUAUUGGUAAUGAUUAAGUUCACCUCUUUCAGAAGACAUUUUCUUUCUCUUCUGAGUAAUUGAAAUAAAAUCUGGCCCUAGUGAAACCCUGGAAAUCUUAAGUCUGUUGAAAUACCAGGUUAAACACAUUCCAAGAGAUCUGUUCAAACUGAAAUUCUUUUGUAUAACUUCUGAGGUGCCUGAGAAAAAAGACUUCAUUAUUUAUGAGAAAACGUGCUUUAUCUUGGAAAUUGUGUUCAAACAUUAGCUUAUUAUUUUGUAGAAUGAAUGCUUAUGAAGCUGAUAUGAGACCAUCUCAGAAGAACCUUGCCGGUUCCUUGACUUUUUGCUUGCUUUUCUGAACAUUGUGAAUAUUACACAUUUUUUUCUAAAUUAUUCUAGCGUAUGCAAAUGUCAAUGGUAUGAAACACCAGUCUACUGGAAGAAUUAAUAUAUUACUUUAGUAAUGUACCUGAGCUAAAUGACUGAAGCUUUAGGGGUGCAUAGAAACCACCAUAAUUUGUAUAACAUUUUGAAGUGAAUUAAAUAUUUUUGAACAUGCUUCUUCGACAGCCAGUGUUAUAUUUUUCAGAUCAACACAAAGCACAAUGGUUACUCUAAACUCAAUAUUUUCAAAUCCACAUAUUUAAAGUCAUGCAAGCUGCAACUUCCCUGUCAAAAUUACUGGCUGCCAAAUUUAUACCUGUUUCUUCAGCUGUACCUUUUGAUAUUUAGAAUUUUUAAAUUUCUGUAAGGUAGAUUUUGUAGAAUGUAAUGUGUUCGCUGCCUUUGUGAAGCGGUAUAUAAUUGUAUAAUUUCUGUGUGUAAACUGAAUGCUUGGGCUUUCAAUACAGUAUUCAUAUAAAGCAAUAAAUAUUAAUGUUAUGAAAUAUUUGAGUACAUUUUUAUCAAAAUAUAAAAGAAUCCCUUUUUAGUUUCAGAUACCUGAAGUACACAGAUGAAUUUAUAAAACUGAUGCAAACAGUUUCUGACACUGUAUCAUAUGCUUCUGGGUGUGGGGGUGGGCAACCACAAGUUUUGCAUUUUGACUACUUAAAUUACUAUGACUAAAAACACCUAAAUGAUUUGGCUCCGUGUUUAUGUUUGCAGGGUUAAUAUACUACUUACUGACUGUCAGGUUCACAGUAGGUAGAUGAUAUAUUUAUGAAUGAAUAUGUCUUAAUAGUUGGGAUAAAAACUAAAAAUUGAUUUACUAUAUCCAAGAGGGGAGAGAAAUCAAAUAUUGCAAAUUUUUGAAUUUUUUUUUUUUUUGGCAAAAUAAAAAAAGUAAAAAUGAAGCGAUUUUUAAAUGUGACAUUUAUUUGUAGUGUCCUAUUUUACUUUGUUGAGGGAUGUUCUGCCAAUGAGAACAGAUUUUAAACAUUUUAAGUUUAGAAACUGAAAUUUUCUUUAGAAUAUUUAUGAAAUUAUUGUCAAUAAACCUAUUUAAGAUCCUGUGACUUUUUGAUAUUUUUUGUUUUAAUUGUAGUGCCAUGGACCAUUUGUAGACAAAUCAGUUUACUUGUUUUGGUUUUUAAGUUAAAGUCUUAGUUUAGCAUCAUGACUUUUAAGGUCUGUGGAUUUAUUUGUAAACUUGCAAUUGCUAUUUUUGCAAGGGCAAAUCUAUUUCUUUAUUAAAUAAAGUACAAUAAUGGUGAAUAUACCAAAAUGACAUCACUUAACUCUAUGAGAGACCUACAUUUUAAUCUAUAGUUUAUUAGUUUUAAUAUUUAUUAGAUAUUCAUAUGUUGAUCAUAGAUCAAACUUGUUGCUGUUUAUACAGAUAAUUGUAGAGUGCUCAUGGAAUAUCUUUAGGGUAGGUGGAAUACUGUAGUUAAAUUGGGAAGCCUUGUUCAGCUGGGUUUAGAUAAUGCCAUUCGGAAGUAAAUUACCACAAAUAUGCAAAGGUACACUUAACAAGGACUUUGGUUAAUGAAGAUGUCUGUUUAAUAGUAAAUGAUUUGUGAUCUUUUAAAAGGCUAAUUUUAGGUAUGCUUUACUAACACACAUCAAGCGACGUCCUGUUAAAAAAUCAUUUAAGAAUCAAGACCUCGAUGAUUAAAGAUACUUUGGUUUUAACCUUGAGCAGAUUGCUUACCCGUUAACUCUAGACUGUAACCCAACAUGUAAAAAGAAUUGGAAGAUGCUGAUGAGGAAAUUGAGAAUAUAUGUAAUAUUUUUUUUAGCACUUUUCCCUUUUAAAAAUGAAAACAUUAUCGUCGUGAAUUUGUAAAAAAAAUUUAUCUUUCAGUCUGAAAAUGUAGCAGACCAGAAGUAAGUAGUGAAAAUGUCACGCUUUGAAUGUUGAUUAUUAGAUCAGUUUAAUCUGCUUAGGGUUGAUUGUAACUACACCUUUCAAAAGUGUUUCUGGAGCAGUGGGAUUGCUGCGUAGGGAGCCAUAACCCUCUGGCUGGGAAAAGGCACCUCAAAAAUCCUGGGCCAGCAGAUGUGGCCUGUUAAAAUUGAAGUUUAGAGUAUUUUAUUUUGCUGGUGUAGAUAGGCAUGUAUUUAUGCAUUUUUGCAUUUGUAAAAUCAGCAAUUUUUCAAAUAAUGUAAAUGUAAUAUACUAGUUUACUUAUAAAGGUACUUGGGCAGAAUCUAAAGCUGCUAUAAUGUUUGAUUAUGAAAAAUGUAACUUGUGGUAAGGAUGAAAAUGCAACUUGUAGAACCAAAGGAAAUAAAAAUUUUGGUAGUGUUUCCAAUUGUCUUCUGAACAGGAGUUUCUUGAAUACAUUGGUUUUGAUAAGAUGAAGGUCAGUUCUCUUGAGAUUUGUGCUAAUCAUAAAAUGGAUGAAUGCAAAAAACACCUUGUAAUUUCAUAUGGAAUCAUUAAAAUUAGGUUUACUGGGUUAUUGGCCUAAUAAGAAUGAUAGUAUGUAUUGGUUAGAAUACAUCUACUAUUUCACAUUAAAAAAAUGAUCAGUACACUUCAGAAUUUUAUUUCAACUUGGAGCCUAGAUUACUUUGCCAAAUAAAUGUAUUAUUUUCAUAAUGCAAUAAAAUAUAAAUUAGAA